CGCAUUGAAUUGUCGCUGAAAUACCACACGUGAAAUUAUCUGUUUUAUUAAACGUAAAAUGUUUGUUUUCAGGGGUCUGCAUGAUUGAAAGCGAAAGUGGAAAAGACACAAGCAAAGUAUACGCGAAAGCCAACGGAAGCAAAAAUUUGGGAUUAUUUCAGAUCAACGACAAAGGAUGGUGCGAGUAUGGAAAAACUGGCGGAAAAUGUGACAUGAAAUGCGAAGAUUUAUUAAAUGAAAAUUUAGUGGACGAUUCUGCCUGCGCGAAGAAAGUGCAAGGUGAAAUGGGAUUUCAGGCUUGGGAUGGAUGGGUGAGAAAUUGCAAACAGCGCAACAUCGCAUUGCCCUGUUAAACCUACUGGAUUAACGACAAUCAAUAAACACCACAAUUUCCGUU
Messenger RNA from Photinus pyralis (common eastern firefly), 397 nucleotides. RefSeq names its product lysozyme-like. The record is from RefSeq and is a predicted model, not a curated record. The transcript is spliced from 3 exons. Lineage: Eukaryota; Metazoa; Arthropoda; Insecta; Coleoptera; Lampyridae. Bases 81 to 353 code for a protein of 90 amino acids.